AUGGCGACCAACGGCCACAAGAAAGAAGUCGUACUGGCGGUGGAGCCAGUCGACAAAGUCCCGGCAUCCAGAGAAGUGACCCCACCACCGCACAUCUCGAUCAACAACUCUGAAGACGGCGCCGACCACGACAUGCCCAAGUGCCCGCGGAGCAGCAGCGGCUGGGAUGGGAAGUUGCGGCUGGAGAAGAAGACGGAGCUGGUGAACCCGGAGGCGAUUUCAGACCCCGAGUACUCGGACGAGGAGAACGUGCUGCCUGGCGAGCGCAUCGAGGCGGACGAAGAUCUCCUGGACGACUACCCGCCCGACACGACUGAAAUCGACUGUGUGCACGCGCGCGUCUCCUCGAUCCCCUCUCUCCGCCUCGAGCGCUUCGCACUCGUCGAACGGCUCUGCCUGCGCCAAAACUCCAUCGCCACCAUCGAAGCCCUAUCCCCGCUCUCCGCGACCCUCAAAGACCUCGACCUCUACGACAACCUGAUCUCCUCGAUCCGCAACCUGGACUCCCUCACACUCCUCCAGAACCUGGACCUGAGCUUCAACAAGAUCAAACACAUCAAGCACAUCUCCCACCUCAAGGAGCUGCGGGACCUGUACUUUGUGCAGAAUAAGAUUUCCGUGAUCCAGGGGCUGGAAGGGCUCGGGAAGCUGCGGAAUCUGGAGUUGGCGGCGAAUCGGAUCCGGGAGAUUCAGGGCCUGGAGACGCUGGUGGGCCUGGAGGAGCUGUGGCUGGGCAAGAACAAGAUUACCGAGAUCAAGGGGCUGGAGACGCUCCAAAAUUUGAAGAUUCUCUCGAUACAGAGUAACCGCAUCCGCGAAAUCACGGGGCUCAGUACGCUGCCGAAGCUCGAGGAGGUGUACAUCUCGCACAACGCACUCACCACGCUCUCUGGCCUGCAGGACUGCAAGGGGUUGCGGGUGCUGGACAUCAGCAACAACCAGAUUGCGAGUCUGAGGGGGCUGGAGGGCCUGGCGGAGCUGGAGGAGGUCUGGGCGAGCUACAACCUGGUGGCGGACUUCCGCGAGGUGGAGGAGGUGCUGAAGGGCAAGGGGAACCUGAACACGGUGUACUUUGAAGGGUGCCCGCUGCAGUUGAGGGCGCCGGCGCUGUACAGGAAUAAGAUCCGGUUGGCGCUGCCGCAAGUGAUGCAGAUUGAUGCUACCUUCGUCCGGGUGUCAUAG
This is a messenger RNA of Drepanopeziza brunnea f. sp. 'multigermtubi' MB_m1, 1182 nucleotides long. RefSeq lists its product as uncharacterized. The record is from RefSeq and is a predicted model, not a curated record. Gene Ontology annotation, molecular function: protein binding. Lineage: Eukaryota; Fungi; Ascomycota; Leotiomycetes; Helotiales; Drepanopezizaceae.